Messenger RNA from Cercospora beticola, 3847 nucleotides. RefSeq lists its product as uncharacterized. Gene Ontology annotation, cellular component: MOZ/MORF histone acetyltransferase complex. NCBI's taxonomy places the organism in Eukaryota, Fungi, Ascomycota, Dothideomycetes, Mycosphaerellales, Mycosphaerellaceae. Gene Ontology annotation, biological process: regulation of transcription by RNA polymerase II. The record is from RefSeq and is a predicted model, not a curated record.
CGCUCGCCCAUGGGGGAAGGCUAUCGCCAAUUUCACGAACUCGCCAUUCGAACACUCUCCUACGCGUCGAUGCCUCGAUGAUCGCUUUCGACUUGAUAGUCGGACCUGUAGCGCCAGCGCAUGCGCAGCAGUGGAGCAGCCAACAAGCGGCAGAAGCACGUUCACCCGCGCUUUAGUGACAGCACCAACGACGGCCAAAAUGGCGGGCUCCGACACCUCUCCGCGACGCGCUGUUCGCACUCCACGCGCCCUAGCGUCAAUCGAGCCCACCACGGAGCCCGCGCAGAAGAAGCAGCGAUUGCGCUUCGAGCCAGGAGGACCAGGCGGAGGAGGACGUUACAUCGAUGAGCAGGGCAACGAGAUGACACGCGCCGAAGCCGUCGAGCGCGGCCUCAUCUCCAGCGCGCCAAGAAGUCGCUCGAGGAGGCCAGUAGGUGCGAGGCCUAACAUAGUCGCCAAAGCGCCCAAGCAUCGCACUUCGGCUGCUACAGAUGGCCACACCCCUUCGGUAACGCGCCCGUCCAUGACCACGAGACCGCGCCGCGAACGACCGGAACGAUAUGCCCCACCUCCGACCACACCACGCCCCCGAUAUAGCAAUGCUGCAGCUGCGGCAGCUGCCAGCCAGGCUAGCGAUGGAUACAAGCCGCGAGAAGAGAGGAGUUGGGAUGAAUUCCACCCAGAGCUUGAUCUGGCAGCAGGGCUUAUGGUCUUCUCCGCAGACGAGGUAGAUGGGAGGACAAGCAAACAUGAUCCGAAGCUACAGAACUUGAAAUUGAACGGACUGGAGGUCAAUGGAGACGUAGAUAUGCAAGACGCCUCAGACGAUGAGAGGUCCGGUCGAAAUGGCACACCCAACAGACGCAGACCUGGACGGCCACCGAGGAGGCCAGAGUCCAUGUUGAGCGGCCUAGGUUCUCCGCCAGCACCACGCAUACAGCCACUGGCGACACACAAUCCCAAGGAACGUCUUAAUCUUCCGAAGCCGUCCUACAGACACUACAACCACUUUCUGCAAUACGAGGAAGACCAAUUACAAAACAAGGUCAACUACGUGGACCGCACGAUGGCUGGUGUGGGAUAUCAAGAAAGUGAUCGGUUCGAGCUGCCUCCGAACGUGCUGAUACGCUUGGCCGAGAAUCAACAUGUGGAAGAUGAAGCAGAUGUCAGCUUGAGGUUAGCGAGCGAUGGACCUGCGGAAGUCGGUUUGGGACAUCCAGUUGUUGGCAAGGUGGAAUAUGACAUGGACGAGCAGGAUGUGGCUUGGCUGGAAGAGCUCAACGAACACCGCAAAGCCGAGGAGCUGCCAGCGAUCAAGCCAGCAAUCUUCGAAAUCACCAUGACUCAGAUCGAGAAGGAAUACCAUGCGCUCGAGAAGCGCAUACCUAAGCCUCAGCCCCGGCACGCGCAGACGCAUCGACCACGAUCCAGUUCGCAAGCUGCAGUGAACGGAGAUCCUAAUCCCCCGGGAGAUGAGCCGGAUAGCAAAUGCUCGAUCUGUGACGAUGGGGACUGCGAGAACGCCAAUGCGAUAAUAUUCUGUGACGGCUGUGACCUGGCAGUUCAUCAGGAAUGUUAUGGCGUGCCUUUCAUCCCGGAGGGGCAGUGGUUCUGUCGGAAGUGCAAGGAGAUAGGUCGCGGCACUCCUACCUGCAUCUUCUGCCCGAAUGUGGACGGUGCCUUCAAACAGACGAGCACGUUACGCUGGAGCCAUCUGUUGUGCGCCAUCUGGAUCCCUGAAGUAAACAUUGCUAACAUGACUUUUAUGGAGCCGAUCCAGGAUGUCGACAAAGUGCCGAAAGGACGAUGGAAAUUGAGCUGCUAUAUUUGCAACCAGAAGAUGGGCGCUUGCAUUCAGUGCGGGAACAAGAAUUGCUAUCAGGCAUUUCAUGUUACUUGCGCUCGUCGGGCGAGAUUAUUCCUGAAGAUGAAAUCGCAGACUCAGGGCGGGAUUGACACUAGUGCACUUAAAGCCUUUUGCGACAAGCAUGUCCCGCAGGAAUGGCGGCGCAACAACGACACUGACAAUGCUACUAUUGAGGCCAAGCGGUGGUACAAGCACGCUUUCAAGGACCGAAAGUGGGCAGAUAGCCAGACGGCUGCUCUUGAACUUGGAGCCCCUCCCACACCAGACGGCGGUUUAGGGGGUGAUGCGCACGGCACCGAAGACACUAUUGCUGUCUCCAAGCGACGCAACAAGAAGGACCAGAAAUGCAGUUGGCGUCUUGCUUCGGGCGCGCCGGUUGUGCCUCAGGUAGUCUACACCACAGUCGAAGCGAGUCUUACGCGCUUCACGAUUCGCAAGAAGAAGGAAUUCGUUGAGAAAGUGUGCCGGUACUGGACACUGAAGCGAGAGGCAAGGCGUGGUGCAGCUCUGCUGAAACGGUUACAGCUGCAACUGGAAGGCUUCUCUAGUAUGGAAGUCACACGUCGCAGCUUUGCCGGCAUGGGUGCUGCUGGUGGUCCCAGGCUUCAGAGGCGUAUCGAUUUUGCUGAGAUGUUGCAGAAAGACAUGAGCUUCCUGAAAGAUCUCACCGCUCAGGUCAAGCAACGAGAAGAACUUCGCCUGAGGGAGGUCGAGCUUUUGCGAGAACUGGUCGACACUGUAUACUUUCCCAUCCCUCCUCUGCUGCGGCCAAUACUACUACGAGCACAGAAGUUGGACGAGAAGACGCGGUCUUUCCGAACAGGCUUCGACAUGCUUGCGCAAAGGCUGCGAGAGCGUUACUACACUUCUGUAUCUGACUUCUCCCGUGACCUGUCAAAAAUCUUUGCAGAAGCUCUGGCAGCCGUCGGCACUUCUGGAGAGCCAAGUGAGGCUGACAUUGAGGCUAUUCACAACCAGCUGAAUGAAGUCAAGGUCGGCAGUGCUGCACAUAUGGCUCUGACACAAGAACAAAAGGACCUGAAACGCCUCGCCAAACGAAUCGUCAAGGCGGUCAAGGAGCCUUUGGAAGCGGCCAUGAAGAAGGAAGCCGAAUUGAGAGGCCUCGAACUGGAAGAACAGCUCAGGAAGCUGGACUCGAUGGGGAUCUUUGCUUCAGCGACAUCCAAAUCCGGCGACGCAGAUGGUGCUGAAGAGCAAGACAAUGUCGACACCGAUAUGCCAGAUGCUGGAGCUGUGGAACAAGAGGUCGAGCCGGCCAUCGCCAAGGACAGUAUGCUUCCAUUCGCCAACGAUACCCACACACCAGCUUCGAAAGCUGCCAGCCAUGCAUCUUCCAACCUCAAUAUGUCGAGUAAGACUCGCAGCGACAAGCCGACGACCGAACCUUUGUCUCCGCCCAUCUCGCGGUCCUCCUCACGCCCGUCAGGCGCACCCGCUUCUGCGAGCGGCGAGUCUAGCAAUGCGAAUGGCGAGAAUCACGAUGUCUUCGCUCAAGGCGGUGUUCCGUGGUACCUCGAGCCAUUUGAUCCCAUCGGCACCACGAUUCACGAGGAGCGAUAUACAGGCCGAGCCGUCUUACGUGCCAUGUCCGAAGAACUCUCGGACAUGGAUGAGGAUACUCUAGGGGAACUCGCAGGCAUGAGCACGGAUGCUACGCCGAAUGAGAAGGUCAAUGGUGGCUCUCAUGCAGCGUCUUCAUCUGUUUCGGGUUCUGGUACGAGGGCUCGAGCUAAUAGCAAUAGGAAGAAGAGGCCGAAGCGUUCGCAUUGGUCUCGUUGAAGUGAAUGCGACGCGGAAGAUGAACGAAGGACGAAGGCAUAGCGGGAGCCAGCACACACGUAUUUGUAUAUGAUAGACCAGGAUUGCAAGCAGAUGAUACUAGCGCUGGAGUUGGAGGGACCUUCUGAUGAUUUAUUUGCGCGGACCUCAGAGUGUGAGAUGCUGACUUGCUCAGGAGCG